AUGCACGAAGACCGAGUUGGUUGGGUGAACUCAAAAUGGAAUGAAAGAGACAUGAAGGAAAUCUACAUUGAGCGUGUGGCCAAGGCUGCAGGUCCAGAAGAAUGCUGGUUCCACAUUGAACGUAUUCGAUUCGCGCCUCGCCUCCAAUCUGUGCACCCGAACAUUCAUUGGAAUGAAAAAACCAACUUCAUCCGUUUACCCAAAUCGGGUACACUCAAAUUGACGCUUUGCUUCAGCAUGGACUGGUACAUUGCCACAAGACUGGCGUGCGUCGAGAUUGGCUAUGACUUACUCGCACGUCGUCAUAACAUACUUGGGCUCCGCGCUUAUUUUACCGAUACGCCGUAUCCGACCGCGCAGUCCGGUCCGGUCGCUUACGACUAUUGCAAUCACUCAAGCGGAGAUUGCGAGAAUUGGGACCGGAAGCAACAAUCCGGCUGCACGCAGACACCGACUGUUGCACAGUUCGGUCGAGCGUCAGAUGGAGACAUGAUGCGAAUCGAACUCAAGGAAGUCAAGAUAAUGGACAAAUGGCUGGUUAAGGUGUUCGCUUCGACGAGGCUCAUGAUGAAUAGGGCUGCCGGCAAGCAAGAAAACGGCUAUGCCUCGAGGCAAGGGGUACGCAAUAUGUUCGGCAAAAGGACGUCCAUGGUUGACCAGCGUCGUGCCGCAGAGGCGCCUGAGAUCAUCCUGGCAUCGCCUCUCAGCAACCGCGCAUGGUACCAUACGCCGGGUGGACUGGCGGAAGUCAAGCUUAAAGGGCCCGUCACACCUAAAGGCUGGCCCGAAUCGCUGGAAUUCCCAGUCUUGGAGGUUGCGGACGCCUAG
Baudoinia panamericana UAMH 10762 is the source of this 828-nucleotide messenger RNA. RefSeq lists its product as uncharacterized. Lineage: Eukaryota; Fungi; Ascomycota; Dothideomycetes; Mycosphaerellales; Teratosphaeriaceae. The record is from RefSeq and is a predicted model, not a curated record. Bases 1 to 828 code for a protein of 275 amino acids. The transcript has a single exon.